GUGGGCUGUUGGGGGCCCCUCGGUUGGUUGCAGGGGCCUUCGGGUGACAGUGGUGUGACCAUUCCCCAGUCUUUCCUCCUGGGGCCCCUCAUUGAGUCUGCAGGUGCCUUGAUGGAGCCCCAGCCCUGCUCUCAAAGCCUGGCUGAGGGCUUCUUGGAGGAGGAGGUUCGACUCAAUGCUGAGCUGAGUCAGCUGCAGUUCUCGGAGCCUGUGGGCAGCAUCUACAAUCCUGUGGAGUAUGCAUGGGAGCCCCAUCGCAACUAUGUGACCCGCUACUGCCAGGGCCCCAAGGAAGUGCUCUUCCUGGGAAUGAACCCAGGACCCUUUGGCAUGGCCCAGACUGGGGUGCCCUUUGGGGAGGUGAGUGUGGUCCGGGACUGGUUGGGCAUUGGGGGGCCUGUGCUGCCUCCUCCCCAAGAGCACCCUAAGCGACCUGUGCUGGGACUGGAGUGCCCACAGUCAGAGGUGAGCGGUGCCCGAUUCUGGGGCUUUUUCCGGAACCUCUGUGGGCAGCCUGAGGUUUUCUUCCGUCACUGCUUUGUCCACAACCUGUGUCCUCUGCUCUUCCUGGCUCCCAGUGGACGCAACCUCACCCCUGCCGAACUGCCUACCAAACAGCGAGAACAGCUUCUUGGGAUCUGUGACGCAGCCCUCUGCCGGCAGGUGCAGCUGCUGGGGGUGCGGCUAGUGGUGGGAGUGGGGCGGCUGGCAGAGCAACGUGCACGGCGGGCUCUGGCGGGCCUGAUGCCAGAGGUCCAGGUGGAGGGGCUCCUGCACCCCUCACCCCGUAACCCACAGGCCAACAGGGGCUGGGAGGCAGUGGCCAAGGAGAGGCUGAAUGAGUUGGGGCUGCUGCCGCUGCUGCUGACGAAAUAAGUGCCCUGAGGCCUUGGCAUAGGACACAUUCAAGGCCCCCAAGUCAUUCUCAGCAAGCAGAUGACUGCACACCUGGCCUGGAGCAACAAGAUCUUCCAGGCUGCCUGAUUGCUGGGAAACGUGUUCGUUGAUCUGUUGAACUAUCUUCUGACCUCCCUUGGCAGUUUUACACUACUACUGCUCCCCCUCCUGAUUGUUGCUUUCUUCACCUUCCUUUGAUCCUUGUCCCUUUUGUCUUACAAUACUUAACUCCACAGAGAAUCAGCGGAAGGUGGGCUUUGCUGCACCUGCAAACUGCUCUACCUCACUGUUUCCUUGGGAGCCUCUAUUCAGCUGAGAGUGACUUCUUAAGGUCAUAUUUGCUGUUUAGAGAAAAGAUCCUGCCAGGAUCCCCACCCAUCCUCAUACUUCAGCUGCCUUCAGCUGACCCCUUUCCUCACUGGGACCAGGACAAACAUGGAUAUUACGAGUGAAUUUCUUAUAGGAGACUGAGGCUGGAUCAGAGGGAGAAGUCCAUGUGGCAAAGUGGAAAAGGCACUGGACUUAGAGUCAGAAGGCCUGGAUUUUCAUCCCACCUCUGAGACUUGGACACUCUAAGGCAUUAGAUAAGUUGAUUAACUCUCUGAGGGUCAGGAUCCUCAUCUGUGAAAUGGAGAUCCCUACCUCAUGGGAUUGGUGUGUGGAUUCACAGAGAUAACACUUGAAAGUGCCUUGCAUCAUGCCUGGCACACGGGUGCUCAUUACAUACUCUCCUUCCUUUCUUGCCUCUGGGUGGGGGAGGUAUUGCACUGCACUACAAGAGAAACCCCUCCAUUCCUGAAGACCGCUGUGGGGGAGUCGGGGCCUCUACCUAUGGCCGGGUAAGGGGCCAAUUCUUGCGCUGCCAGGGACGGACCAUUGACUUCAUGAAAAACCCAGUCUGAUUUUUCAGUCUAGGCAUUAAAAGCUCCUAAACCUUUUUAUCUUGGUACUUCUUUUUCCUCCUGCAUGUCUGGGAUAGGAGGUGAUUGUUUAGAUUUUCCCUUCUCUUACCUCUUCGCUAUUUGCAAAGAAUUCUCUUGGGCACGGGGUGUGUGUAAACAGACCUUUACCUUACCAAAGCUACAGGGUCUCUGUUAGGGGCCUGUCCAGUAGUUUGUCUGAAACUCAGGGCACUGUGAGGAGCAGGUGAUGGGUGGGUGGGUGCCUGCUAUCUCCAGCUAACUCACUUCUCACGUCUGCCCAAUGGCAGGUUGGGAUGCCCCUUUGGUAAGGACUGAAAAGUGAAUCAAGUUGGAAGUAGAACAGGUUUGGAGACCACCCCAAUGAAGAACCCAUGAUCUAUCUCCUGGGACAGUCAUCUCCAACUUUCAAAAUAAGAGUUUUUGGUAACAAUUUCCUCUGUACACCCUCUCCCACUCCCCCACCCUUUAAACUCCUUUUCUUCUCUUUCUGCUUUUAGUGCUGUAGUGCUAAGAGCGAGUACCUCAUGUUUGCAGAUCACUGGAUUAAGCACUGUGGGGUAAUUGCAAAGAGAAGCCAUUGUUGUUUCCCUAUAUAUCUAGCUGAGGUGAUCAGGGAACGCUCUCUGGAAGAGGUAGCAUUUCAGAUGGCCUUCAAAAACAAUUUUGGAGAGCUUAGAAAAGAGCAUCAGUAUGUUCAAGGGAUGUCAAAUAGAUUAAUGCUGACCCAGUUGGGAGAGAAAGCUUGAGAGGUAAGUUGGUCCAGCUUGUGAAAAGUCCUAAAUGAUAAGGGUAGUCUUUGAGAAUUUACACUCCAGUGGGGCAAGUGAGAUGCAUAGAACACGUGUAAAAUACCCAACAAUAGGUAGAAACCCACAGAUGGGGAUGAAGGGGCUAGCCAUAUAGGAGGCAUUGUAGGUGGAAUAGGGUCAGGAGUGGGAAGGGAGUCCCAGGGGGAUAGCAGAAACUGGGUGAAAGCCUAGAGUUGGUGAAAGUUCUCCAGGGUUGGGGGUGGAGGCUUGUCUGGCAGGUUAGCUACCUGAUAGGAUUUAAUCCCACUCCACAGGCUUGUAUCGCCCAACUCAUCCCAGAGCAGCUUCUUCAGUACAAAUGAGAGUGUCCUCAGGGAAAGGAAGCUCGUAUUUUCUCCUAAGCCAAAGGGAAUGAACAAUUUAGUUACUACAAAACAAUAUUGUCUGAAGUAUUCUAAAGUCAAAUUUAAAUGAUUUGCGAACAUCUAGAAUUUUGCAGUCCAGUAUGGUAGCCCCUAGCCACGUGUAGCUGUUUAAACCUAAAGUAAAAUAAUUUCUCAGUCACUAGCCAUAUUUCAAGUACACAAUAGCCACAUAUGGAUAAUGCAGAUAUGGUACAUUUCCAUCAUUGCAGGAAAUUAUAUUGGACAGCGCUGAUCUAGAGAUCAGUGGCUUAAAACCCUGCCUGUGAAUCAGAAUUAAUCUGUGGGGAUUUAAAAUAUAAGGGUCCAGCUCCACUCCAGGAGAUUCUGAUUUAGGAGGUCUGAAGUGCAACCUGGGUGUCUGUAUUUUUAACAGUAUCUCUUUUUGCUACCAAUAUGCAGUCAGUGCACCGUCGGGUGUCUUGAAGGCAAGGAGAGGAUCGCUUUUUUUCUUACUUUCCCCAGUAUGUAACCCCCUGCCUGGCACAAAGUAGGUGUUCAGUACAAAUGUGUAAGUAAUGUAUGAAUCUACUGGUUUUGGAGAUAACUCCAUGUUGUCUGUUAUGAAUUGACUUGUAUCCCCCCACCCCAAAUAUAUGUUGAAGCCCUAAUGAGUGUACCUGUGAUCCUGUUUGAAAAUAAAGUUUUCCUUUUUUCUGUUAAGGAGUUCAUACCAGAGUAGGGCGGGUCCUAAACCUAAUCCCUUCUGAGUAGUGUUUUAUAAAGGGGAGUACAGACACACAGAGACACAUACACAGGGGGGAAGGACAGAUGCAUCUACUAGCCCAGGAAAGCCAAGGAUUGCCCACAGCUACUGCAACCUGAAAGAGACAAAGGAGCACCUUUCUCUAGAGCUGAUAUCCCCUGAUUUGGACUUCUAGCCUCUAAACUGUGAGACAAAAUUUCUGUUCUUUAAAGCCAUCCAUUUGUGAUGUUUUAUUAUGGCAGCCCUAGAAAAUUAAGAGUGUCUGUCUAGUAAUAUGAGUGCCCAGAGUCUGUUGCUUUUGCCCAGUGAUGGUUCCGAGCAGUGAUGGAGGUUUAAAUGUCCCACCCCAACACACACAC
Molecule: messenger RNA, 4056 nt
Organism: Trichechus manatus latirostris (Florida manatee)
Lineage: Eukaryota; Metazoa; Chordata; Mammalia; Sirenia; Trichechidae
Gene: SMUG1
Product: single-strand-selective monofunctional uracil-DNA glycosylase 1
Exons: 3
Coding region: 112-876 (254 amino acids)
Biological process (GO): base-excision repair
Molecular function (GO): single-strand selective uracil DNA N-glycosylase activity; oxidized pyrimidine nucleobase lesion DNA N-glycosylase activity
Source: RefSeq, a predicted model, not a curated record